This is a messenger RNA of Akanthomyces muscarius, 6189 nucleotides long. RefSeq lists its product as uncharacterized. Gene Ontology annotation, cellular component: membrane; Golgi apparatus; endocytic vesicle. The transcript has 2 exons. NCBI's taxonomy places the organism in Eukaryota, Fungi, Ascomycota, Sordariomycetes, Hypocreales, Cordycipitaceae. Gene Ontology annotation, biological process: intracellular protein localization; endocytosis; retrograde transport, endosome to Golgi. The record is from RefSeq and is a predicted model, not a curated record. The coding region runs from base 1 to 6189 and encodes 2062 amino acids.
AUGUCAUCCAACGAGGAGCCCGAAGCUCCACCUCCGACCGCCGAAUCGCAGCCCACGCCGCCACCAGCACCACCGCCCGCCGACGGGAAGAAGAGCGACAACCCGCAGCUCGACCUUCCGAAGCUCCAGUCCCUGCCGGCUGAGCAGCAGGAGCUGUUUCUCCUCACCUUUGUUACCGAUUUAACGAAAUAUGUCCGCAAACUCGAGGCCGACGACUGCACGGCGCAGCAGUUCUACCUCAAGAAGGAAAUCUUCCGCAUCAUCAACCUCGCUGCCCCUCAGCCGUCAAGGGUGAUCCGCAACAACCUGGGGCUAUGCCUCGCCCACGUCUUCACCCAUGGCGACCGCAAGCUUCUCUUCGAGACGAUCAAUGACCUGGCGGGCGUCAUUUCUGGCGCCAAGUCGAAAACCGAUACGGAGACCCGUGCAAAGCAUGCGGCCGUCGUCUGCCUAGGCGAUGUGUAUGCUGCCGCCGGAGAUAGCGCAAUUGGGCUACACCAGCUCUGCUGCACGGCGCUGGUUAAGCUCCUCAAAUCGUCUUCCAGUAAUGCGGGCCUUCGUGCUGCCAUCUUUACUGCUCUGGCCAAGAUUAUCGGCAUUGUCGAAGGUUCCAUGGAUGAGAGCAUUGCACGCGACAUUUGGAAGCAGGGCAGAAACUAUGCCUCCAGCGACAAGGGCUCUUUGGUUGUUGUUGCAGCUUCGCAGUGUCUUAAGACUCUUUUGAAGCACACUGUAUACUUUAGAAACUCAUCCGACUUCGACAAGCUCGAGACUGCCAUGUUCAAAGCUUUUGAUUCGUCCAUCGCUCAAGUUCGACACGCCGCUGCGAGUUGCCUCGCCGAGGCUUAUGCACAAGGCUACUCUGAAGCCGCGUCUGCCAAACCCGCCAAAAGCAAAAAGGUGAAUCCCAAGCUGAAGCGUCAAUCUACACUUCCAGGCAUUGCCGGCGACGACGAUGACAUUCCCUCUCGUACCGCUAGUCCUGCUCCGGGAGCGAAGCGCAAGGAAAAUCUUGCCCUCUCACUUGGCGACAUCCUCCGACAGCUAGCCUCUCAGUACGUGAAGCCUACGACAUCCAAUCGCGCACGAGCCGCCAUAGGCGUGUGCUUUGGCAAGCUGUUCCGCCGGCUUGGCGAAAACGUUAUCGAACCAAACUAUCUACUCAUCGUCGAUACGCUCACUACAGAUAUCCUGGGCAAUACGAGCGUUGCCAACAAUCGCUAUCGCCUCUUGAUUUCCCGCAGAAUCAUUGAUACCCUCCUCCACGACGUCAUUGGCAAUAAGAUUUUAGGAGAAUCGGGCCAGGUCAAGAUUGCAGAGGUCGUGAUCAACAACAUCCUAAAAAACUACCCCGCUGCUCUACCCGAACGUCCUGAGCCAUCCAAGCAGACCCUCAUCACAGCACUACGCGCCGUUGCAGCUUUGAUCCAGUCCUUGGGGUCUGCCACAAAUAAGUUUGCUGAGUCGUGCCGCGAUGGCCUACUGCAAGUUUUCCAGCACCCCAGUUACUCUGUUCAAGUGUUUGCGUCACAGUGCAUGAAGGUCUUUGCUGUAGCGUGUCCCCAACAACUGUUGCCAUGCCUGUCCGUCUGCAUGAAUAGCCUGAGCCGAGAGCUGUCCCUUCUCGCUGGCGGCAGAAAUUCGCAAAGGCGAUGCAUCGGCUUGGCGCAUGGGUUGGCCGCGACCCUCAGUUCUAGCCCGUUGCGACCGCUCCACGGUUCGCUGGACAUCAACAGUCGUGUUCUAACCAUGGCGACGAAUCUGCUAAAAUCCUCGGGCCAAACUGAGCUUCGAGUCUCGAGUACCCAGAUCCAAGUCGCCUGGAUCUUGAUCGGUGGUCUCAUGUCCCUCGGACCCAACUUUGUGAAAAUCCAUCUAUCACAGCUGCUUUUGCUAUGGAAGAACGCACUACCGAAGCCACUGGCCAAGGACAACACUACAUCAAGAAGUAUGCUUGAAGCCUCCUUCCUCACUCAUGUACGAGAAUGUGCCCUCGGAUCGAUAUUGGCGUUCCUCGAGUUCAACAAUCGCUUGUUGACUGUGGAUGUGUCUAAGCGUAUUGCUACUAUGCUGCAAAGUACAACAGCCUUUUUGAAAACGCUACCAAGCAAGAAGACCACGGAAGAUAUCUCGCAACGACUGACACCUGCAAUACAACUUCAAGAUCUGGAGAAAAUGGUUCAGCGCCGAGUCCUCCAAUGCUAUGUCAAGCUGGUCAACCAAAGUCCUGCAGGCGGCAGCGAAGCUCUUCUGCAGUCUAAUCUGCUUACUCUAGCCAUUUCUCUUUUUGCAGAUCCCGACAACUAUUCUGCCAAUUCACUAAGCGCUUCCAUCGCCAAUGCUGCAGCGACCUACGAAUCUAUCUGGGAUGUUGGCGACAAUGAUGGCUUUGGUAUUACUGGUCUUGUCCACGGAUUCAAUGUUCGUAGCUUGCCUGGUCAACACGAGUCCACCAUUCAGGAUGCACCCCGAUCCGACUCGCCUGAGGAAACCAUUGACCGCAUCCUGCUAUCACCCAUUUGCGGCAGCUUAGAACAUGAUGCUGCUACUCUCUACAUUGGCAGCCUGGAUCUGAAAGAAGCCAACCCUGACCCUCCAGCUACAGAAGUCAUCAACAUGGCCAUUCAGCUAUUUGCUUUCGCGUUUCCUCUCACACCCGGCAAAGUUCAAGAGAGCAUUUUGGAGCAGAUCCGAACUUUUGGAUCAUCUGGUUCUCUCCAGCGCGAUCUGGCGAGAAACGCCGCGAUCAGUGUCAAUGUGGCCACCGCAAUCUUGGCCACAAUGCGGGUUGCAACUAGAGAAACAAAGUCUCCGGCCGGCGAUGUCACCAACACUGCUGUGGAAAAGCUACUUCAAGACAUUGUGCGAGACUUUGUCAUUGACCAAGACCAGUACGUACGAAGCCUGGGAUACGCUGCUACAGCCAGACUCUGCAACGUUUAUGGAAAUGCAUUUACGAAUCACGAAAUCAAGUACUUGGUGGACACCAUUGUCGGUAACCGCGAGCCUAGUGCACGAGCGGGCUGUGCCAUGGCGCUUGGAUCCAUCCAAACCAAAGUUGGUGGUAUGGCCGCUGGGUAUCACCUCAAGACCAUUUUGGGUAUCCUGAUGUCUCUCUGCAACGACCCUCAUCCCAUCGUGCACUAUUGGGCCCUGGAGGCUCUAUCUCUUGCUUCCGAUGCCGCGGGCCUGAGCUUCUCCGGCUACGUUCCAAGCACCUUGGGAAUGCUCGCUCAAUUGUUUGUCUCUGAAACACAUCACCCAGAGAUUCCGUCUGCUAUUACGAUGACCCUCGAGAUGGAGCUUUCCACGCCGGCUGCAAUCGCACGAUGCAUUGAUUCCUUGAUCAAUGUGCUCGGUCCGGAUUUACAGGACUCGAAGAAAUCGCGAGAACUGAUUUUUACGCUCGUCGGCCAGUUCCAAGAAUCUGAUGACAAGCAAGUCGAGAAUGCUGCUCUGAUGUGCCUGGAACAUCUGUCUCUCUAUGCGCCCGGGGAAAUGCAUUACUCGGACUAUGUUCGGUUACUUCAGCGAUAUCUAUCGUCUGAGCACGGCGAGCUAAGAGAUGCCGCUGUUGAAGGAUUACACAAUAUGAUGAAACGAAACCCACGCGAUGUCCUACGAGAUGCUGAGACUGGGUUUGAAGAGAAACUCUGGCUGUUGCUUGACGCCGCGCCCGAGCAUGACGGCAUCAAGAAUAUUAUCAGGAACUGGCUCCAGCAGACGUGUCUCGUUGAAACAAAUGAAUGGCUGGACCACUUCCAGAGGGUUCUUCGUUUGACGCGCGUAAAAGAGAAGGCCGAAGUGACUGUGGUGAAGCCAUCGGGAGGUACAGUUGACCUGAACGAUGAGGAGGUUGCCGGUUUCGCCGCCGCCGCGACUGAAACAACAAAGGAUGGCAGGGAUGCGGGUUCCUCGACUGAUGCCGAGCCUCUGCGCUGGCAGGUCACUACUUUUGCAAUCUCUUGCAUCGGGGAUAUCUUCGCCAUGGUUACCAAGGACGUUGCCUCGAACGGUGAAUCGGCAGCUCAGACGGCACUCCAAAACAAGAUUGCAGAAGUCGUUCGCAUGGCAUUCUCUGCGUCGACGUCUGGCGUGCUAGAGCUACGCAUUUGGGGAUUAAAAAUCAUCGGUGCCGUCUUGAAAAUGUUUGGCAAAACGGCUGACCCUGAUUUUGAAGAAGCUAUGCUGCUUGAGCAAUACCAGGCACAAAUCAGCUCCGCGCUGACGCCAGCCUUUGCUGCCGACUCGUCUCCAGAGCUUGCUUCAGAGGCAGUCAAUGUCUGCGCCAGCUUUAUUUCCAUCGGCAUCGUUACGGAUGUCGAGCGCAUGGGCCGCAUUCUGAAGACUCUCGUCAAUGCCCUGGAGAACUUUUCGUCUGACGAUGAGAAUGCAGGUAUCGGUGAUCUGAAGGGCCUGUCGUCCAAUGCGCAGACCAUGGUCAAGAUUGCCGUGUUUUCCGCUUGGGCUGAGCUUCAAGUCGCAAGCAGCGAGCAAAAGUAUCUGCUGGACGUUUUAAAACCGCAUAUUGGCACGCUGACACCGCUUUGGCUGGAGUCUCUCCGCGAAUUUGCCCGGCUGCGAUUUGAGCCCGAUAUUUCUAUGACACUGGGACCCCCAUCACUUUCUGGAAGCCUGGAUUCGAUAUAUGCUGCGCUGAACCGGGAGACGCUACUCAAGUUCUACCAAGAUUCGUGGCUGAAGCUUGUUGAUGCCAUUGCCUCCCUGAUUGAGCAGGAUAGCGAGUUCGUUUUCGAUGCCCUCGACGGCAAGGAGUCAGGCGAAGUCACUACAAACGGACAUCGCAAGGCGGGCAUCAACUACCGCGACGAGCCGGUGGCAUUUUUCUUUGUCCUAUUCGGCUUGGCCUUUGAAUCGCUUGCCAUACGGCCAGGUCACUCUGAUUCGCUAGCCACUCGCGACCAGACGCUGGCCAUCCUCCAAGCCCUCAAGCGCAUUCUGCAUCCUAGCGUCUCUGGGCACGCCAUUUACCGCCCAGAUGUAUUUGCAGAGACCAUGGAUCUGCUUGACCGCCUCGUGUUGACGGAAGGCAUUGAUGUGCAAACAGUCAUUGUCGACAUUGCCCGUGCCAUGUGUGUCACGCACCCCUCUGCGAGCCGCCAAGGGUCCGAAGAGGGUGAUUUGUCUGAGGACAUUGACCAGCUCUUUGAGCUGACCAGAAUCAUUGUCCUAGUCUUGUCGGGCUUGUUGCCGAAUUUGGCCGAAGGCAAUCAGCCAGUGCGACAUCAAAUCAACGAGGAAACUCUCGUCCUUAUUCGCACAUCUCUGGAUGCUCUUGUUGACGCCGCCGAGGUAUUCCCGGCCAUUAUCAAGUCGGAUUUGCACGCAUGCAUCAUUCACAUAUUUGCCACGAUACUCGCCACACCGAGCUGUCAAGAGCUCAUAGUUCCGCAGUCGCUAGCAACCUUUAAGCGAUUUAUUGGCAGCAUGAGCGCGUCGCGCAAGAUUGCUUCCGACGGCUCCUCGAUAACUGAUGUGCAGUUGCAGGGCUGCCUGCGACGCUUCCUGUCCAUCUAUCUCAAUGCUCAAAAGCGCGAGGAGCCAACCUCGCUUCUCUGCGUCCGAAAUUGCUCGCUGGCGACGACCAUUCUCUUUACCGGCGGGAACAACCAUCUGCCCGCAUCAGAGCCGCUGGUUAUCCGAUACCUGGACGAGCUUCUGGACUGUCUCACCGACCGCAUGACUGCCAAAAUUGCCGCCAACUGCAUACGGUCUCUGCUUCUGCAAGGCUCGCCCUCGUCGUCCGACAUCACCAUUGCUCGGUAUCUCGUGCCCCGGCUCAUUGCCUUUGUCACCAACGUCGAGGUCGAAGAUCCCGAGCAGGCCCGCUCCCUCGUCACGCACAGCCUGUGCCUCUAUGUCGGCGCCGUCGACGGGGAGCGCACCGCCGCCGCCAUGUCCCUCGUCAUUCCCAUGCUCAUGUCGCGCGCGACGGCCGAGGGUGAGACGCGAUACCCGGAGACGAGCGCGCGGCUGCUCGAGGUGGCGGCCAUCAACCAGGGCAUAUUCCGCGGCAUCGUCGGCGCCAUGAGCACCGCCCAGAGAAGCCUUCUGGAGGAGGUGGCCCGCUCAGGCCGACAGGUCUCGAGCAACGCGAACCAGAUUGACACGGAUGCGUCGGGCCAGCCUACCAUUCAGCUCAAGAUGAACUUUGGCGGCGCGGCUUAA